Kwoniella shivajii is the source of this 1050-nucleotide messenger RNA. RefSeq lists its product as uncharacterized. The coding region runs from base 1 to 1050 and encodes 349 amino acids. The record is from RefSeq and is a predicted model, not a curated record. The transcript has 6 exons. Gene Ontology annotation, molecular function: protein binding; 6-phosphogluconolactonase activity. Lineage: Eukaryota; Fungi; Basidiomycota; Tremellomycetes; Tremellales; Cryptococcaceae.
AUGAAGUUCUCAGCUUCUGUACUCAUUGCAGCUUCUGCCUUCGUGCAGGCUGCGCCAUCAUCAGUAAUCGCGCGCAAUAAUGACGGCGCAACGAUCACUCCCAUUCGAAUCAUUCAAGAUAACUCCAGUUAUGCCGUCCUCGAAUUCAACCCUUUCGUAAAGCCCAACACUCUCAAGGUCGCUGCUCGUUACAACACCUCGGAAGGCAACCUAAAGCCGUGGUUGAGCAGACAUCCUAUCAAUUCAAGAUGUAAUGAUCACGCUGUACCAAAUGCUCCGGGCUAUCUGACUUCGUACUCUCUGGACGCCAAGACUGGCGAGAUGAAAUAUAUUGACUCUGUCGACACCGGAGGAUAUCCUGUGCCAGAUUACGGCGUUGCAGCGGCGCAUUGUGCAUUCUUCCCUGAUGGCAAGACGGCGGGAGUAGCAAACUGUGAGUUUCAACUCAUAGGCUGGCAGCUGACGGGAGCAGACUUUGGGCAAAGUGCUUCGACAUUUUCGUUUGACCCUCAGACCGGUAAAUUUGGCUCUCAAACCAACAAAGGGGUUCUUGAUUUCCCAGGAUAUACUCCAGUAGACGGACAAAUCGGUGUUGCUGGCAAUGAUAACACAUCUCAAGCAGUGAAUAUCAGGCCAUACAAGGUAGACCAGAAGACCGGGGAGCUAGCCCAGAUACAGGACGACGCAGCAGAGGUCCACGUCAGUAACGACGGUCGUUUCCUUUACGCUUCAAACCGUAAUCUUACAGCAGCUACCCUCAUUCAGCCCGGUGAUGCUUCCGACACACUUGCCGUGUGGUCCAUUGGUACCAACGGUACUAUCACUCGAAUUCAAUCGGCAAUGGCAUACGGAGCUCGGCAAAUUCGAGCCAUGGAGCUCUCGCCAGCUGGAAUGACGGCAACGGCAGGUGGACAAGACUAUAUAGUUGCGGGAGGUUUAAAGACAGAUAACACGUUCAUCUUCAAACGAGACAGAAUGAACGGAACGUUAGAGUUGGUAGCUCAGACUGAAGGAACGUACAUGCCCGCGACAUAUCUGUGGCUUGGGUAG